ACUGUGGCUAUCAAGGAAUCUCGUGCCUUUCAUGGAACACAGCCUGCCUUUCCCGCCAUUGCCCCUGACACAGUGGAAGUGACAGCCAUGGAGUCACAUCCGGUGCUGGUUACCUCUCAACCACCUCCCCUAGCACCUCCACCACCUCCUCCCCCUCCUCCCCCACCGCCACCUCUACCUGCAUCCUCCUCGCCUUUUAGUCGGGCAGACAGUGCCCGUCGGAGCCGGUUGAGGAAGCUGAACUGGGAGCGCAUCCCCAAAGAGAAGGUGGAGGGGAGGAAGAGUGUUUGGAACGGGGCGGCCCCUGGUGAGGACGAGUUCCCCAUAGACCUCCAUUCUCUGGACGAGCUGUUUGGUCAGAAGGAGAGUAAGCCUCAGGACAGAACGAGCACCCUGAGACGCCGGUCCACUCUGCUGCGCUGCAGAUCGCCCCAGGACAGCACAGAGGAGAUCUCCCUGCUGGACUCCAAACGCAGUAUGAACAUUGGAAUAUUUCUACGCCAGUUCAAGACGCCUGCGAAGGAGAUAGUUGAGGAUAUCAGGCACGGUGUAGGGGACCGCUACGGAGCAGAGAAACUGGCAGAGCUCUGCAAAUUGCUGCCUGACAAUGAGGAGGAGUCCCGACUGAGGAGGUUCAGUGGGGAGCGGAGCUGGCUUGGAGAGCCUGAUCUUUUUCUGCUGCUGUUAGUGGAAGUCCCCAGUUUUCGGCUGCGUCUAGAUGCUAUGAUCCUGCAACAAGAGUUUGACCCUGCUGUGACCUCUCUGUGUGUGGCAGCCAGAUGUCUGAGGGAAGCGGCCAGAGAACUGCUGAGCUGUCCUGAAUUACACUCCAUCCUUCGCUUGGUGCUGAAGGCGGGUAACUACAUGAACGCUGGUGGAUAUGCAGGGAACGCCGCUGGUUUCCGGAUUUCGUCGCUGCUCAAACUGGCCGACACCAAAGCCAACAAGCCAGGCAUGAAUCUGUUGCAUUUUGUAGCAAUGGAAGCUGUGAAAAAGGACCAGAGUUUACUGUCAUUUCCUAGCCAAAUAGGCCAUGUUGGCUCCGCCUCCAGGUUAAGUGAGGAGUCUGUGCUUGAGGACUUAACAAAGUUAAAAAGCAGACUGGUGGCCCUCAAGGCAAACAUCCAGACUGAGGUGGAGAUCCAGCUGUCUACACAACAUUUCCUAGAGGUAGCUGAGGAGCGUUUGAAGGAGGCCGAGGAUGAGGUAGAGGGCAUGAGGAUGUCUAGUCAGGCUCUGGUGGAGUUCUUCUGUGAAGAAGACAGCACUUUCAAACUGGAGGAGGCUUGCAGGGUCUUCCAUUCGUUUUGCCUUCGCUUCCAAAGAUCUGUCCAGGAGAAUUCAGAACGGGAGCUGAAGGAGCAGAAACGUUUGGAGCGUCAACGUGAGAUUGGGGAAAAGCGUCGCUCUGUGGCUGUUUGUACGGGGCUGGACUUGAACCUCAGCCUUGCCAAAGAGCCUCAGAGUCAGGAGAACCAAGAUGAGCUGGAGAAGCUGCUGGAGAAGAACUUGAGUUAUAGUUGGAGUCGACGUAGCCUGAGAAGCUCAGAGUCCCGUAAACACUCCCAUCCCUUCCACAACAAUAACCAUCAACAUAAUAUUGCCACACUCAAGGGCUUCCCUGAGCUAGGCAGCAGUCCUACGUCGACCAGUUAUCACUCCAACAGCUCCUCUGACCACGAGACCACCACUGCGCUUUGUAGCUCCCCGGAGACUGACGGACUGUGUUCUCCAAUCAACCAAGAACCUGUUCUGGGAAGAGGAAGCAGGUCCCAGCACAGCCGAGCAACAACCCAAAGCGUGGAAGCUGUUCAGGACUCGCACAUUGCCAUUUUUAGCCACUCCUUGCAUAGACGUGGCUUCAUAGUCAAGCAGCACAGGCCUGAAAGCAUUUCUUAUGUGCUGCAAGGCCCAUCAAAGACAACAGUACUUGAAAAAGAAGCUGAGAUAUCACAUGAAACUGUGGUUUCAAUGACCACUGAAUCUUCACAGACCUCCUCCUCAAACUCCACUGAUAUACCCGCCGAUAAAACUCCCCCUUCUGUUAAAAACCAGACCCCCGCUCAUGAGCAUAGCUUUGGCCUGCCAGUGACAGAGAAUACUCGCCCAGUCCAGAGUAAAUCUAAUGGCUCUUUUGUUGAGUGUGUACAACACUCUCUUAAUAAAAAUGGAAUACUUUCUCAUGGUGACACCAGUAAGAGGUCAUUAAAGUACCAGAGAACUGAGAGCCAAUCACAAUCAUCUGUAAAUGCUCCAGAGAGGGUGCAGUCAAAACCACAGAUGGGAGUAACACCAACUGUGACAACAAGUGCCACGACGCCUUUGCCUGAGGCAGGAUUAACAAAAAACAUUAACUCAGAAGUGGCAUCAACACCUGCAGAGGAGAACUGGAUUCCAUCGAGUCCAGAGUUCAGCCAAUCGCAGCGAAAGGUAUACUCCGACUUGCCAAAUCGAAGGGAGACGGCAAGGCCUUACUCCCGUGUUGGAGAAACACUGGAGUGCCACACACUGGUGAAAAGCCUCAGAUCCUAUGAUGCCUUGUCACCCCCGACCUCCCCACUCCCACGACCCACACCGAGCCUCUGCUCCAAGUGGAGGAAAGAGAGGGAGGGCGACCUCCGAGCGGGGACAACUCCAGGGUCUCCUGCAUCAAAGGAGGAGGCUCGUACCAUGAAGAUCCCUGUGCGUAGUGGAAUAGGGGCCAAAAGAGGACUUGUGUCACGUGCAGGACUUUCCAAUAGCACAGGCAUUCCCAGGGUGCGCUCCAAAACUGAGCCUUUGAAUGGGGCCCCAACCCCCGCCAACACACCCACGCCCAGCCGGCUGUCCAGUCCUCGCAGCACAUCAAUGCGCUCGUCUCCUAUCACUCGGCCUGCCGCUGUUCAGACAGAAGUGAAACGCAGUAAAAGCACACGGGAAAGAACUGUAAGUGAGACACAGACUCCAGGAAAGCCAACCUUAACCCGCAGGACUUCAGACAGAUCUGUAACUGAGAAGGGCUCAGAUAGCACGCAGCCAGCAUUUGUCAGAGGAACUCCUCUCCGUGUGUCAAAACGAGUCGCCCCAAACUCUGAGGCUCAAACGCCCUCCCAGCCUCGCAAUGCCCACAGCCCUUCCUCUGCCACGGCAAAGACCAUACGCACGGCUGUCAUAUCCGCUGCCCGGAACAAAGCCGUCAAGACGACGAGCACAAGCCCCUCUCCUGUGAGCGCUAAAGCCCCUACAACUUCACGGAUACCUGGACCCAAAAUGCCUCGAGCUACUGCAGCUUCUCCACAGUGGAGGUGAUGGGAUUGAAACCACCAUCAUGCCUUUUAUGGAUUUCAGUCUGAAACAGUGUGGUGUCAUUCAGCUGGUAAUCAUCAGUCUGCUUUCUGGUCGUUAAUAUCUCUGGGUUGUCUGAAUUACAUUUUUUAUGAAAUGUGUGUGUUUAUGAGAGGGAGCUGCACUGGUUGCUUUGGGGAACAUUAAUCUCAUGUUUUUCACCCUAUAGCAGAAUAAAUCCUACCUCUUAUAUAACCCAUUUGUGUCCUUUGCAGGCGAUAGGACACCACAAGACCCCCGAUCUUAAAUAUAUAGAAAAGCAUUAAAACACAGCCAAGUGACAUCACUCUGUGCCUAGUUAUUUUGAAAACUGUUAGAAAUAAGUAGUUUUGUCUUAAAGUUUUUGAAUACUGUGACCCCUCCUUUAAGUGAUUGUUGUUAAUUCACACUUGGCUGCCUUACAGUGCAGCUGAACUCGGUACAAUAUUGAACUGUUUAUCCUCCUGUUGAGUGGCCUCAUUGUUCUGAUGCACUUUACAAACUAAAGAAGAGGCCAUGGGGGGAUGGUUACUGUAAUGUUUGUCCUUUUUUUAUUUUGUAUCAAAAGAUUCUAUAACUUUAUUGAAUAGCAUUGGUUGUUAUUCACUGUAUUAUUUGGAUUCAUAAAAAAGAGAACAUGAAUAAAGAAUGUGUACUGAA
Eleginops maclovinus (Patagonian blennie) is the source of this 3963-nucleotide messenger RNA. It is a transcript of the gene fhdc2, whose product is annotated as FH2 domain containing 2. The record is from RefSeq and is a predicted model, not a curated record. NCBI's taxonomy places the organism in Eukaryota, Metazoa, Chordata, Actinopteri, Perciformes, Eleginopidae.